AACCUUUAUUAGAGACCUUUAUGCACAAUAGUGAUAUGCCAUUAAAUAGUGCAGGAUUUAUAGAUCUUUAGUUCUAAUGGUCAAACUUUCAGUGAUAAAUGCUUCUUUGUAAAACAGUUUCUGUUUCGAGUCUGGGUGCAUUCAGUUCACUGUAGUUUUCACAGCUUCGCUACUUGUCUAGUCUCUUUGUGUCUCUCGUUAUCAUUAAACAACAAUAAACAUAACUUGGAUUCCUGGAAAGAAUUCCUGGGCUGCUCCUGAGAGGCGUUGGCUUCAAUAAUAAACGCGUUUCACAAUAAACGGAAAGUUUCGUUUUCUCCGUUUGGCGCCGUUAGUAUCGUUUUCCCUUCAGCUCACACGAUGCGUCUUGGGCCAUAUUUUGGAAACAGAUAAGGGCAUCUGGUGUACAAGAUGUCAAAACAGGCAAUGUCUCUUCUUCCGCGGUGGUGCUCUCGUAUUUUUUCGGUGGAGCUAAAUGGAGCGCCUUUUUAUUUCGCUGUUAAGGAAAAGCACCUGGGAGAAGACGUGCCGAGGGUGUUCAGAGAAGUUCAAAACCGUGACAAGUGCUACUCUGUCCUUGUUUACUGCAGCAGAGACAGGAUAAAAACGGCGAAGUUUUACGGGGAGCUGAAAGACAAACUGCUGAGGGACUUGCCUCCGGAGUGUCGCCUGUCUCCCAUGUCUUCAUUUCUACCCAACGUCAGGGAUUCUCUCGUUAAGGGUUACUUUUUGAAAGGGAAUUCUGACACUUCCUCCCCGAUAGAGCGACUUUUGAGUGAUUUAAUACAACAUGACCCAGUGUUAGUUUGUUCGUACUCUCCAGCUGAAGACGGCCAACAGUGGACUCAGCACAUGUGGUCAGAGACAGCAAGCCAGGUGAUGGAUGUGGCAAAGGGAUACUAUGUGGUAUCCUCAGAAGCGCCAGAAUAUCACCCAUCUACUCUCAACAUUAUCAAUUCUGAUGUAUUCUACAGCUUUGAUGAGGCCUAUGACGUGAUGAAAAAAUGUGGUGACAUCAUCCCAGAAGCUAAGGCUGUGCUGGAGCUGCUGCCCAGCAGAGUGGAGGCCAGAAAUAAACCAGACUUCCCUGUUAUUGUCAUAGAGGGCCUGGAUGCCACAGGUAAGACUACUCUGACUGAGUCUCUGAAGGAUACACUUGGGGCCACUCUUCUGCCAUCCCCACCAGAGUGCCUGUCCCCCUGGAGAGCCCGCUUUGAUCAGGAGCCACCCCUCAUCCGCAGGGCCUUCUAUGCUCUGGGGAACUACAUCACAGCAGAUCAAAUAGGCCGAGAGGGCAUGAAGACACCUGUCAUUGUUGACAGAUUUUGGCACAGCACAGCGGCCUAUGCCAUCGCCACAGCGGUGAGUGGUCCAGUGUGCAACCUUCCAGGAGAAGGUUCGGAGGUGUACUGUUGGCCCAGUGACCUGUUUCAGCCCAGCCUGGUGGUCUUACUCACCCUUGACCCCGAGGAAAGGAAGAGGAGACUCAGAAACAGAGGCCAAGGAAAGACUGAUGAAGAGGAAGAGCUGGAUCACAACCAGCUGUUCAGACUCAGAGUGGAGGAGGCUUAUCGGAGGAUCAGCGGCCCAGCUUGUGUUACUGUGGAUGCUAGUCCUUCUGCAGACCGAGUGCUCCAACAAGUACUGCUUUUAAUUAGGGGCAAAUGCCACUUGUAAACAAUUCUCCAUCUCCCCUGCUGGCAGUCAAGCAUCAAGUGUAUGCAGUGCAUCCCGUCACCACUAGGUGCCAGUAAGGCAUCGUAAAUGUGAUUGCAGACAGACUAGUGGGCAGAUUGGAGCGUGGAGAAGAGAUUCUAUUCAUAAGUGUAAAGGUUGACUGCCAGGGGCCAGAACUGCAUGCUACAAUCAGAAAUACAUAUUCAUGUAGACACACACACACACACACAGACAUAUACUCGCACUAAUGUAUUGUCAGGAAGAAGUGUACAUCUAACGGCUGUUGUGACCUCUCAGAAAUUAGACACUGUGUAGCCUCCAGAUACCUUGUAGCAGCACUUUUUUUUUUGCAGACUGACGCUCAUGAAGUGGAUAGGAACAUUUAUAUAAGGGCGACGAGUUACUACAGAUUGAAUCAAAAUGCAAAUAAGAAAAAACAAAUCUUAAAAUGCACGUUGAAUGUUAACUUGUUAAAAUAAAUGCAGAACCCAGUCUAUCUUCGGAUAACAUAUUUUCACUUGUUAAAAAAAGUUUUUGAAUUAAAAGAAAAUGACACUAAA
Messenger RNA from Oreochromis aureus, 2237 nucleotides. It is a transcript of the gene cmpk2, whose product is annotated as cytidine monophosphate (UMP-CMP) kinase 2, mitochondrial. Gene Ontology annotation, molecular function: dTMP kinase activity. The transcript has 5 exons. Gene Ontology annotation, biological process: dTTP biosynthetic process; dUDP biosynthetic process; dTDP biosynthetic process. Lineage: Eukaryota; Metazoa; Chordata; Actinopteri; Cichliformes; Cichlidae. The record is from RefSeq and is a predicted model, not a curated record. Gene Ontology annotation, cellular component: cytoplasm; mitochondrion. The coding region runs from base 412 to 1677 and encodes 421 amino acids.